AACAUGGAUGGGGGGGGGUCCUCACGUUGACAUCACAUAAUUAGUUUCUAUAUUACUGCAAUAAAAUCAAUUGCAUGCAUUUGAAAUAAAGGCUCUGUAAAUGGGAGCCCUUCGUCUUCCUCAGCUUGAACAACCUGCAAUUCCGCCACUAGGCAGCAGCAUCGUGACGCUCAACAGCCGAAAAUCUCAACCGAAGAAGAAAAAGGCGGACGUUAGCAACUCUGUUGCGAAACGCAAAGCGAAGAGAGGAGGACGACAUAGAAAAUGUUGAAAGAGUUGGUGAAGGAGCGACUCCUGGCUGCAGCCGAUGAAAUAUUUGCGCUUUUUGAAAGAACCAUAACGUCCUACGAGGAGGAACUUUCUCGAACGAGAGAGGAGAACGAGCGACAUCGACAACAACUGGAAGCUGUUAGCAAGACUCAAGUUGUGUCUAAAGAUGAAGAUGUCCAGCAGCCGAUUGGUCGUCCCGCUCAGCCGCUGGGAGGGAGCUCCGCUUUGAAGCAGGGGGCAGCCCAGCCCCCCCACAUUAAGGAGGAAGAAGAGGGCGAAGGUCUUGUCGGGUCGGAGGAGACCUCUCUCACCAAGUUGCUGCUGACCGUGAAGACGGAAGACCACGGUGUCUUCCGUCAGACAGCAAGGAUGACGACAUGGACGACCCCCACCAGUCGCUGAGCAGCGGCACGGAUGGUGAAGGCGAUACGAGCGGAAAACGCUCGGAGCGCUCCAAAUGGCUGAUGGUUAAAAAACGUUUUACCUGCCCGGUCUGUGACAGAAGCUUUUCUUUUAAGAGGGAUUUGAACCGACACACGCGUGUGGUGAUGCCAAGCCCCGCAUCUGUCUGGAAUAGUUGGUAUAUAAUAGUAUACGUAUAGUAUACGUAUAGUAUACGUAUAGUAUACGUAUAGUAUACGUAUAGUAUACGUAUAGUAUACGUAUAGUUUACAUAUUUGGGGGACUAAUUAGGAGAACAUUUUUGUGUUGUCUCAGACAUUUAUCUUAUAGGAGUGGGAUGACAUCAUAUGUUGAUUGAAUUGAUAUUCCUGAUCACAAAGUCUUGUCUCGUUACGAUUUUGAUUUGAUUGGCUUGAAUUCUGAGGCCUGCACUGCAAUCGACACGAGACCUCAUUUGUCUCUUGAUCAUUUUUGUCAUUUUUUUUCACUCUUUCUAAAAGCAAGCUUAUGGGAUCCCGGUGGACAUUAGCCUUCAGCAUAAGGACCCGGAUUUUGAUGACUUCCUCACAUUAAGCUCAACUGAUGACCUGAAAAAUAUUUGCAUACACGCCGUACCCAAGUGAUGCAGUGUGCAGUUGCAGAACUCUCAUAAAGGAAGAUCCAUGUUUGAAGGAACCAGGAUCUUUCAAUGGUCUCUAUGAUGGCAACAUUACAGAGGCAGAGUUCUACAACUUAAGGUUAAUUAUCUAAAGCACAAGAGUCCUGAAGCUAAUAAACCAGCUAUGAAUGUUAAAAAAAAAGCCAGGAAGCUGAGGUUAACAUUUGGUGACUUUGUCCCUUUAUGACAACGCACACGGGAGAAAAACCUUUUAGUUGCUCAAUUUCAAUCGUCACGAACGAUUUCCUCGGUGGUCAAAGCAUGGCGUCGCACAGGAGAACGCACACAGAUGAAAAACAUUUCAGUUGCUCCUUUUGUGGCGAACGAUACUCCCAGAAGGCAAUCAUGUCAUUACACAUGCAAACGCACACAGGGAAAGACCUUUCAGUUGCUCCUUUUGUGGUCAUAAAUCUACGGAGAGCUCCACUUUGACCACACACGAGAGGAAAAUGUUCCCCUUGCUCCGUCUUUUCUCCAACCAACCGUAAUGUGAGCGUGUGUAACGAGAGCCAGCUGGCGCAGCUUCGUGGAAGUGCGACGGUCAAUCCCACCGCCUGACACCGUAAGAGUCCCACUCCGUAGAUCGGAGUUGACAUCUUAUUUUUCACUUCAAUGAUCACGAAAAAGCCUUCGCGUUAUGGCAGUUCCAGAUGUUACUGCAAAAGAACGCCCGCACAUAGUUUGAAAGACUAUUAUCAAUGGGAUAAGUGGUUAGCACGUAGGCCACACAGUCAGGAGAUCGUGGGUUUUAUUCUCUGUGUGGAGUUUGCAUGUUCUCCCCGUGCAUGCGUAGCUUUUCUCCUUCCUAAAAUAUGCUGGCCUCAUUGGCAGGCGUGUAAUUUGCAUGGCGGUGCUAUAUACCCCCCAAUAUAAUCACAUCAUUCUAAUUGAAUAAAAAUAAACAUUACAUUAUCUUGCAUUACAUAUCUUGCAUCUUGUUGACUUUAUUUGAUAUCAUUUGCCAGCAGUAGCUGGCAAAAGCUGGCAGCAGUAGUUUAAUUAUCCGGUAAUGUAGCCCCCCUCGCCCGCUGCAUACUUGGUAUUACCCCUUACUCCCCUAAUGUUGUCACUGUUGCUGACGUUGCUAUGAUACUCUGUGUUGCCUCGCUCCCUUUUUUCUUCUACGGGUCCUAUUUGCAGCUCGUCUUUAGUACAUCCCGUCACACGGUGGCAACAGUGUGACGUCAUGGAUGCCGAGCAGCCGUAAGGCCCCAUAGAAGAAAAAAAAGCGGAAGUUAGCAACGCUGCUACCAAAACACUAAACAAAGGGGCAUCCAGCGAAAAGGAAACAUUUUAAGAUUCCAGAAUGUUAAAAGAGUUAGUGAGGGAGCGACUCAUGGCGGCAGCUGAUGAAAUAUUCGCGCUGUUUGAAAGAACGAUAUCUUCGUACGACGAGGAACUUUCUCGAACAAGAGAGGAGAAGGAGCAAUGCCGACGACAACUGGAAGCCGUUCGCAAGUUUGUGGUACACACGGAAGACGUCCAGCAGCUGAUUGGUCGUCAAGAAGAACGUGCCCGUCCGCUGCAGGGGGGGAGCUCCGCUUCGAAGCGGGAGGAUCCCCAGCCCCCCCACAUUAAAGAGGAAGAAGAGGAACUCUGGGGGCCUAAGGAGUGUCUUCUCGGGUCGGAGGAGGCCGACCUCACCAAGUUGCCGCUGACUGUCGUCUGUGUGAAGACCGAAGUCCAUGAAGAGAAACCACCAAGCAGCAGCCCACCACCACAGCACAUGACAACAGAAGCCGACGGACACCACCGCGGAGGCUCAGCAGCAGUUAGCCUCUUUGCUCCGCUGGCAGAUUGUGAGGCUGAAGAUGGGGACGACGACCAAGAAGCUCUCAGCAGCGAUACUGACUGUGAAGGCGUCACGCGGAGUCACACGGACAACAAACACUCUGAAUGCUCUCAAAAGAAGGCAGCGAAAAAACGUUUGACUUGCUCGGUUUGCGCGAAAAGCUUCUCUGAUAAGUGUGACUUGACCCGACACAUGAGGACGCACACGGGAGAAAAACCUUUUCCUUGCUCAGUUUGUGGUAAAAGAUUCUCUGAUAAGUCAAAUAUGGUGAAACACAUGAGAACGCACACGGGAGAAAAACCCUUUAGUUGCUCAGUUUGUGGCAAUAAGUUUGUGCAGAGCUCCACUUUGAACACCCACAUGAGAAAGCACACGGGAGAAAAACCUUUCUGUUGCUCGUUUUGUGGGAAAACCUUCUCCUGUAAGAGCAAUAUGAACGUGCACAUGAGAACACACAAACUACAAAAAUCUUUUAAUUGCUCAGUUUGUGGUCAAAUUAAUUCUCGCGAGACAGCUUUGACAGCGCACAUGUCGACGCACAGCGCUACUCAGUCUGCACACAGCCACCACACAGUGCACAUCAGUGACGGUUCAUCUGCAGUUUUCAGCCUUGGGAUGGAGCAGCAAAACGAGUCGGACCAGCCGCAAAAGCUCUACGACACCAGGUCAGUCGCCUCAAAAACAAAGACUUCAAGGUCCAGCAGGUCCUCAACCAGCUCCGCAGCCACCAAAGCAAGGGCUAGAGCCGAAGCAGCCCUGGUGGAGGCGAAAUAUGCAGCCCGAGAAGCAGAAAUGAUGAAAGCAAAGGCUAAAAUAGAGGCUGAAGCAGCACAACGCAAAGCAGAACUGGAGGCCAGUCUGUAUGUGCUAAAGAUCGAGAGAAGUGCCACGGCAGCCGCAGCUGAAGCAGCAGUCUAUGAAGGCGCAGCAGCAGUGGAAGGCAGCUCUCUCGAAGACCUGGCACAGAUCCCUCCAGAGGACACCGCUCAACGCACCAGCGAGUAUGUGAAGGCUCACUACGUGACACCCGACGCUCAGCAGCCAGCUCCGGUCCCACAGCAGCCACUCACCACAUCCACGCCAGCACCACAAGCAUCAUUACCAGCACCACCAUCUUCAGUCCAGUGGUAUCUGCUCCCCGGCACCGUCACAAACCAGCCUAAGACCCUUGUUAAUGACGUCCGACAGUCAAUUGGUCAUGAGGAAGAAUGCCCCCCACGGCCGCAGGGGGGGUGCUGCCGCCACGUUAAAGGGGAAGAGGCUCCCCAGCCCCCCCACAUUAAAGAGGAAGAGGAGGAACUCUGGAUCAACCUGCCACUGACCGUUGUCUGUGUGAAGACCGAAGACCAUGACGACGACCCACCUGAGUUCUCAUGGCUCCGUCACAGCCCGAGUGAGGAGAUCGGAGGGGCGGAGCCUCCGAGCAACAGCAGCUCACCGCAGCACGUGACAACAGAAGCUGAUGGAGGCCACUGGGAGGAAUCCCAAGCAGACGAGCUGUUAGCGCCGCUGUCAGAUAGUGAGGACAUAACGCCACAGUCUGCUGAGGAUGAAGACAGGGACGACAACCAGGAAGCUCUGGGCAGCGAUACAGACCGUGACGCCGCAACAAGGGCUCACGCAGACCACAAACACUCUGAGUGUUCUGAAAACGAGACAGGAGAAAAGGCUCUGGUCUGCUCGGUUUGUGAUAAACGCUUUUCAAAAAAGCGCAAUUUGACUCGACACGUGAGGACGCACACAGAAGAAAAACCUUUUAGUUGCUCAAUUUGCAGCGAUGCAUUUGCUCAGCGGGCCUACCUGAACAGUCACAUGAGGACGCACACAGGAGAGAAACCUUUUAGCUGCUCAGUUUGUGGAAUUAAAUUUGUGCAGCGCUACACUUUGAAUAGACACAUGAGAACGCACACAGGAGAGAAACCUUUUUCUUGCUCAAUUUGCGGUGAUAAAUUUGUGCAGAGUUCCUCGCUGAAUAGACACAAGAUGACGCACACGGGAGAAAAAAAUUUCAUUUGCUCUGUUUGUGGUGACACGUUUGUGCAGCGCUACACUUUGAAUAGACACAUGAGAACGCACACGGGAGAGAAACCUUUUUCUUGCUCAAUUUGUGGCAAUACAUUUUUGCGGAGUUCUUCCCUGAGUAGACACAUGAGGACGCACACGGGAGAAAGACCUUUCAGUUGCUCAGUCUGUGGCGACACGUUUGCUCACAGGGUCAGUUUGAACACACACAUGAGGACACACACAGGAGAGAAACCUUUUAGUUGCUCAUUUUGUGGCAAACGUUUUUCUUGUAAGGGCAAUAUGAGCGUGCACAUGACAACACACACAGGGGAGAAACCUUUUUGUUGCUCAUUUUGUGGUAAACGUUUUACUUGUAAGAUUCACAUGACUGUGCACAUGAGGACGCACACGCAGGAAAAACCCUUUAGUUGUCCAGUGUGUGGUAAAAGGUAUUCUCAUAAAAAGAAUGUGACAGCACACAUGUUAACGCACGAUGGAGAAUGAACGUUUUUCUCAGCACUUUCCAUCAUUUCAUGUCCUGUGUGAAAAGUCACCUCGAAAGCGAUGAUGUCCUGUGUGUGUGGCGCUAAGAAGAACAUCUCCACAACUUUGACAACAACAACUCUGAAGCAAACAAGAAAUGUUGACAGCCUGAUUUGGACGAUGGACUUUCUUCACCUAACUUUUUGAUGAUCAUUAAAAUGUGUUUGUGUCACAAAAUGUAAUAAAACUGAAACAAGAACCGCAUACAAUGACGAGACAGGGUCAAAUAAUCAAGUAAAACAUUUUCAAAUGUUGACUAAUGGUGCCAUUUCUAAAGCUUUGGGACUCCAGCAAACCACAAUGAGAGCCAUUAUCCCCAAAUGGUGAAAACACGGAAGAGUAGUGACCCUUCCCAGGAUUGGCCGGCCAACCAAAAUGACCCCAAGAACGCAGCGAGGACUGAUCGGAGAGGUCACAAAAGACGCCACAACAACAUCCAAAGAAGUGCAGGCCUCACCUGCCUAAGGUGCCUUAAGGUCGGUGUUCGUGACUGGACCAUAAGAAAUGCUGGGCAGAAACAGACUGUAUGGUAGAGUUCCACGACCAAAAGCACAGCUGAAGAAAAAGAACGUUAAGGCUGGUCUCCAUUUUGCCAGAAAACAUCUUGAUGAUCCCCGAGACGUACUCUGGUCUGACCGCUUGGAAAGCCACAUUGCGAAGUACGCCUUGCUGACCUUUUGACCCCUGUCCUAUACAAGAUGCCACAGGUUGUCAACAAGUCGUUUGUGUGUCUGCUCGGAUGCUUGAAGAAUUGUCAGGAACUUUGGCCAUCACGUCCACUAGAGAGAGAUAGAGAAUAGGGUUUAUGACAACAUUUGAUUGAUGGCCCCACCCGCCUGAACCCAGUUGACCUUUUGACCCUGUCAAAAUCUGAUGGAUGACCGUGGCAACCUUGCUGACCCUGUCAAAGUUUGAUGGAUGACCAUGGUGACCUUGUUGACCCGAUCAAAGUUGGGUGUCUUUUUCACCCCGGUCAAAUGUGAUUUAUGACCCCUCCAGGGGACCCCAGGGGUGGCAUCGCAUCCUUUGUUGUAAACAUGAUGACAUCAUCAUGUGAUUUACAACCCCCCAGGGGCGACAUUGCAUCCACGGUUGUAGAUAUGACGGCAUCGUAUUGUGAUUUAUGACCCCCCAGGGGUAGCAUCACAGCUGC
Molecule: messenger RNA, 6822 nt
Organism: Doryrhamphus excisus (bluestripe pipefish)
Lineage: Eukaryota; Metazoa; Chordata; Actinopteri; Syngnathiformes; Syngnathidae
Source: RefSeq, a predicted model, not a curated record